Molecule: messenger RNA, 3668 nt
Organism: Chinchilla lanigera (long-tailed chinchilla)
Lineage: Eukaryota; Metazoa; Chordata; Mammalia; Rodentia; Chinchillidae
Gene: Gpx8
Product: glutathione peroxidase 8 (putative)
Exons: 3
Coding region: 237-869 (210 amino acids)
Biological process (GO): response to oxidative stress
Molecular function (GO): glutathione peroxidase activity
Source: RefSeq, a predicted model, not a curated record
UGCACUAGUUUUUCUGGCAAAAAUUGCAGUUAUAUCACAAAUACCUUGAAAUUAUAUAGAGCUCCCUAUUUCCUUUGGAUUUUCACUCACCACCGCCACUGAAAGGGUGCUUCUACUCCUCAGCAGUGAAAGGAGCCAGCCCGUCUUUCCCCGCUUUCUAUUAAACUACACGGGUUUCAAGUUUCAGCUCCUCCUUGAAUUCCAGCCUGCUGAGACUCCCACUAGAACCGUCCAAAAUGGAGCCUCUCGCUGCUCACCCAUUAAAAUGUUCCGGGCCCAAAGCAAAGGUAUUUGCAGUUUUGCUGUCUAUGGUUCUGUGCACAGUGAUGCUAUUUCUUCUACAACUAAAAUUCCUAAAACCUAAAAUCAACAGCUUUUAUGCCUUUGAAGUGAAGGAUGCCAAAGGAAGAACGGUUUCUCUGGAGAAGUUUAAAGGCAAAGAGGUUACACUAGUUGUAAACGUGGCUAGUGACUGCCAGCUCACAGACAAAAAUUACUUAGCGCUGAAGGAACUGCACAAGGAUUUUGGACCAUUCCAUUUCAGCGUCUUGGCUUUUCCCUGCAAUCAGUUUGGCGAUUCGGAGCCCCGCUCAAGCCAGGAAAUAGAAUCCUUUGCAAGACAAAACUACGGAGUAACAUUCCCUAUCUUCCACAAGAUUAAGAUUCUAGGAUCUGAAGCAGAACCUGCCUUUAAAUUUCUUGUUGAUUCUUCAAAAAGGGAACCGAGGUGGAAUUUUUGGAAGUACCUGGUCAAUCCUGAGGGCCAAGUGGUAAAGUACUGGAGGCCAGAGGAGCCAGUUGAAGCCAUCAAGCCUGACAUCAUAGAACUCAUUAGACAAAUCAUUGUCAAAAAGAAGGAGGAUCUAUGAAUAUGCCACUGACCCACAUUAAUGCAGUAUGACAGAGAAACACUGCCAGAGAAUCUGGUCUCGCUUUAAAUAUUUUGACAAUUAAAUUAGGCACUGAAGAAUUUUUUUUAAUGUUUUCUUGCCAGUAGGUGAUAAUGAAUGUCCCCAGGACAUAUUACGUAAAGCAAAGUAAGAGUAACCAAAAGAUCAAAAUGAAAUAUAUUAAAUACUGCAUCUGACCACAUUGAAAAAUUCAGCAGUUGCCAGUGUGUUUCAAUAUCCUAUUGCUCAACUUGACAUUUUCUAGGGUUGCGUUUUAUGGAAAUGCCACUACAGCAUACCACUGGAUUCAAGAACAGCGUGUGACUAAAAUUACGGAGUAACUACCUGUAAUGGCUAUAUUGAUAUGAAUAAAACACAAAAUAAAUGAUGAAAGGUAUAAAAUAUUCAUAGAGCCAAGUCCUUAUAUGUUUGUUUGUUUCAUGUACAAGAUUUUGUUUAUUUUUUAGAGUACAGCUUUCUAGUGUGUUUAACUAUAUCUGGCCAAAUAGUCAUUUAUAAAUUAUGCUAUCAUAAUAUUUGAAAAAGCCUUCAUACUGAAUACUUUCCUUCUUCUUGUAUUUAGAAGCAAAUCAAAUUCCAUAAAUACAAUGCUAAUAUACUCAGACUGAAUUAGUCAUUUGGAAAGAAUUCAGUGCUGCAUCAUUCCAAUAGCUGAAACAGAAAAAACAACUCCAAACAGUAAAAACUCUAAUGUAAAAAAAGGAGAGGGGGUGACUGCAAUCACAAAAAUGUAGACCUUUUAGUAGACAAACAGUGUACUUUUUCUUUUUCUCCCAAAGUCAUGACUUUUACAUUUAUCUGCUUUGUAAAUAUUGACUAAUAAAACAACCUGCCAACUUGGUGAAGGUUGUUGUCCCAUGAUAUAUAUCUUCAUUGUAUAAAAUAACUAAAUAUGACUGGGGAGUGUGUGUGUGUGUGUGUGUGUGUGUGUGUGUGUGUAGUCAUAAAAUUCGGCUAAGAAGGAAGAAGACCCAACUUAAAUAGCCUAUGACUUGACUCCCUAAUUCUGACCUAAUGGAUAAAAGUGAAAAUAUUUUGGCAUUGAAAUCAGUAAUGGCACCACCAUACAUAUAGUUCAUGCAAAUGUUUGGACUAAUGUUCUUAAAGAAACAAAAAAUAUUUCCCAGAGCGCCUCCUGCUUCAAAGUCUAUAUUCAACCACUGAGCCAUGAAUGUCUUUCGUGGGCUCUUGGUGGGGGCCGAGGCAUCGUAUUCAUUGGCAGUGGUGACUGACAGACAUAGCUGCAAGAAUGUCAGGUUAGUGUGUCAGCAAACCUGCUCCCAUCUCAUCAGCUGCAGGAUUUUGGUGAGUCACUUAACUACUUAACUUUUUUUCCUCACCUGUAAAUUAAGUGGGACUCAAAUGAAACAAAAAGUCCUUCUAACUCUAAAAGUCAGUAAGUAUACUUAACAGGAAAGAGAACAAACCUGUAUUAUCUGUGAAGAAACAGAAGCCACCCUACAAGUCUACCUAUCCCUUGCAAUUUUAUCCUAAAUAACUUACUGGCAAUUUGAGUUCUGAACCUCUAGACAAAAUUUUGAUCAGGGCAACCAUUGUAAGUAUUGUCUCCCCAGUACUCUUGCCAUCUUCCCCUAUGACUUCCUUGAGCCUCUAGCAGUUACGGCACUGGAGGGACGCUUUCCUCUGCUGUUAGAUGCCAGCACCACCCAGGAAACAGGGAUGAUAACAACGCUGCAUGGGGAUGACCUGGACUGUCCCAGUGAAUGUGCUUCUGAUGCCCCUCAUGCCUUCAGUCACCAGUUCUCUCCAAAGCCAGAGAGGAUGGGUCGCUUAUACAAGGUACAAUCAAAAUAUAUAGUGAAUGUUUAAAUUUUUAAAAAGCUAUUAGAGUAAAAGACACAUUAACACUCGUCCGCUGCGAACGACUCCCCAUUUGAACAUACUUAUCCCGUCAUUCUUGCCACUUUCUGAAGCAGUGUUGGAAGUCUUUAAGGGAUGUGAUCGACGUGUUUAAGGGAUGGGAUCAAAAAUACAGAGUGCUGCUGCUGAGUGCCAUCAUGGAAAGGCAGGCUCUUCAAAAGACUGCAGUGUGUCCUCAUCAGAUCUGGGGCUGUGGUUUCUGGCUCUUCUUCAAAAUGACCGUGAAAAGUAAAUGUUUUGAAUUGAUUCAGGACAUUGAGGCAGCCAUAACAGCACAACAAAAGACACACGUGAAAGGAUUUCUAGAACUGCUUCCAGAAGUGGCAAGAAUGAUGGGAUAAGUGUAUUUGAAGCGAUGGGAAGUAUCGCGAGGGGGAUUCAUGGCCAUAGCUUUUACCGUGACAAGUUUUUUAAAAUAUACACAUUCAUUAUAUUUUCUGAUCACAUCGUAUCUCCAAACCUACAGUCCCUACAACAGCCGAGCUCCCCUGGCCUGUGAGUAUACAGAACAGGCAGGUGGAGCUUUGCAGGUGUGUCCUACAUAUUUCCUUGAGGGAAAGGAAACUCAUGGCUCCAUGCAAGGUCUCUAUAACCACUGGGCUGAGCGUUGUAAGAGAUGGCCGCCAUUUGCUGAUGUGCGGCCGCCCAUAACUGAAAGGUCUCGCAUAACCGCGGCUGGACAAAUACACUGAGAAAAACUGCAUCUUCCCUGAACUGGACAGUCUUUCUGCAGCCUUGUCUUGGCAUCGAAAAGUCAAGAAUACAGACUACUACGGGACUCUUAAACUAAGGAGUGUAACAAACAUAUCGGACAUUAUAUAAAAGGGUACUUUGUGUUUAUGACGAAAGGGGCAAAAUAAAAUAUAUGUUAGCUGA